Candidozyma pseudohaemuli is the source of this 1335-nucleotide messenger RNA. It is a transcript of the gene SMF12, whose product is annotated as divalent metal ion transporter. Gene Ontology annotation, cellular component: plasma membrane. Gene Ontology annotation, biological process: iron ion transport; intracellular manganese ion homeostasis. Bases 1 to 1335 code for a protein of 444 amino acids. Gene Ontology annotation, molecular function: manganese ion transmembrane transporter activity; cadmium ion transmembrane transporter activity. Lineage: Eukaryota; Fungi; Ascomycota; Pichiomycetes; Serinales; Metschnikowiaceae. The transcript has a single exon. The record is from RefSeq and is a predicted model, not a curated record.
AUGGCAAUAUUCCUUCAGUCCCUUUGUAUCAAGCUUGGAACGGUUACUGGCUAUGAUUUGGCCCGUUGUUGUCGUGAAUAUUUGCCCAGGAAACUCAACUACGUGAUGUGGUUCUUUGCAGAAAUUGCAAUCAUCGCGACUGAUGUUGCAGAAGUAAUUGGAUCUGCUAUAGCUCUCAAUAUCUUGCUAAGGAUUCCCUUGCCAGCAGGUGUUGUGAUCACGAUCGUUGAUGUCUUGGUGGUUCUUGCCGCCUAUAAGUCUGAUCAGCCUCUGGCAAACUUCAUCAGAUUCUUCGAAUAUGCUGUAGCGGUUUUAGUCAUCGGAGUUAUAUCGUGCUUUGUUGCAUUGUUGGCAUACCUUCCUCGCGAGACUACACCAGUCGGGCUUGUCUUUCGAGGCUUUGUUCCAUCGAAAGAGAUGACAGAAAAUGGGGGUUUGAGCAUUGCAACCUCUAUUAUCGGUGCGACAGUAAUGAUUCAUUCUCUCUUCUUGGGUUCUGGAAUUGUGCAGCCUCGUCUCAGAGAGUACGAUGCACAGCAUGGGGGCCUCUCACCGAUGUCAGUGGAGUCUACAGAAGGAAAAGACUCGACAAUUAAUGAAAAAGUCACCGAGUUUAUUGAAAAGGAGUACAAACCUCUGUUCGCAGCUAUCAAGUAUUGCUACAAAUAUUCUGUCAUUGAGCUAGUGGUAACCCUCAUGACAUUUGCAGUUUUUGUCAACGCGGCCAUUCUCAUUGUGGCUGGUGGUUCUCUAUACGGUACUCCGCAGGCCUCUGGAGCAGACUUGUAUGCUAUCCACGACUUGCUCCUGAAAAUCUUAGCUCCAGUAGCUGGAACCAUAUUUAUGUUGGCUUUACUUUUGUCGGGUCAAAGCGCUGGUAUCGUUUGCACUAUUGCAGGACAGAUGGUGAGUGAAGGUCAUUUGAAUUGGACUUGUAGGCCAUGGAUAAGAAGAUUGGCAACCAGGGCCAUCUCAAUUGUGCCUUGUCUUAUCAUAUCAGUUUGCAUUGGCCGUCCCGCUUUGAGCGCUGCUCUUAAUGUCUCGCAGAUUGUCAUUUCACUCCUUCUCCCACCUCUUAUGAUGCCACUCAUCUAUUUCACUUGCAACAAAAGAAUCAUGAGAGUCGAGAAGGUGAGAGGUGAUGCCAUCGUCUCAUCCGCAGGUAACGAAGGAAGUGAAGAACAAAUUUCAGAGGAAAGUGACGCGGUAGAUUACCAUCAGAUGGAAAACUCGUGGGUCACUAGUGUUUGUUUGGUUGUUAUCUGGCUUUUUGUGUCAGGUUUAAACAUUUAUUCGAUCGUAUCGAUGGCUCAAACCGGUAUAUACUCCGCAUAG